AGUUGGAAAAGCAGCCUGCCUGGGACAUGAGGUUGGCAGCGGGUGUGCAGGCUGGCAGUCUGGGGGACUCAUCCUGAGUGGCUGCUCCGAGGCCCUCCCACAUCCGGGAAGCUUGCCAUGCCGCUCUGCAUCCCGCAGGUGCUGUUGGCCUUGUUCCUUUCCGUGCUGAUAGCCCAGGGAGAAGGCAGCCGGAGGAGGGCCACCCAGGCCCACAGCGCCACCCAGCCUGCUCUGCUGAGGCUGUCAGAUCACCUCCUGGCUAACUACAAGAAGGGGGUGCGGCCUGUGCGGGACUGGAGGAAGCCCACCCUGGUCUCUAUUGAUGUCAUCAUGUAUGCCAUCCUCAACGUGGAUGAGAAGAACCAGGUUCUGACCACCUACAUAUGGUACCGGCAGUUCUGGACCGACGAGUUUCUACAGUGGACUCCUGAGGACUUCGACAAUGUCACCAAAUUGUCCAUCCCCACAGACAGCAUCUGGGUCCCUGACAUCCUCAUCAAUGAGUUUGUGGACGUGGGGAAGUCUCCGAGCAUUCCUUAUGUGUAUGUGCACCAUCAAGGUGAAGUCCAGAACUACAAGCCCCUACAGCUGGUGACCGCCUGUAGCCUUGACAUCUAUAACUUCCCCUUCGAUGUGCAGAACUGCUCUCUGACCUUCACCAGCUGGCUGCAUACCAUCCAGGACAUCAACAUUUCCCUGUGGCGAACACCAGAAGAAGUGAGGUCGGACAAGAGCGUCUUCAUAAAUCAGGGCGAGUGGGAGCUGCUGGGGGUGUUCACCAAGUUUCAGGAGUUCAGUAUAGAAACCAGUAACAGCUAUGCGGAAAUGAAGUUCUACGUGGUCAUCCGCCGGCGGCCUUUAUUCUACGCAGUCAGCCUCUUGCUGCCCAGUAUCUUCCUCAUGGUCGUGGACAUUGUGGGCUUUUGUCUGCCCCCGGACAGUGGCGAGAGAGUGUCUUUCAAGAUCACGCUCCUUCUGGGAUACUCAGUCUUUCUCAUCAUCGUGUCAGACACACUGCCUGCAACGGCCAUCGGCACUCCCCUCAUUGGUGUCUACUUUGUAGUGUGCAUGGCUCUGCUGGUGAUAAGCCUCGCUGAGACCAUCUUCAUUGUGCGGCUGGUGCAUAAGCAGGACUUACAGCGCCCUGUACCUGACUGGCUGAGGCACCUGGUCCUAGACAGAAUAGCCUGGCUGCUCUGCCUAGGGGAGCAGCCCAUGGCCCAAAGGCCCCCAGCCACCUUCCAAGCCAACAAGACUGAUGACUGCUCAGCCAUGGGAAACCACUGCAGCCAUGUCGGAAGCCCUCAGGACUUGGAGAAGACCUCAAGGAGCAGAGAUAGCCCUCUUCCACCACCAAGGGAGGCCUCACUGGCUGUGCGUGGCCUCUUGCAAGAGCUGUCCUCCAUCCGCCACUCCCUGGAGAAGCGGGAUGAGAUGCGGGAGGUGGCAAGGGACUGGUUGCGGGUGGGAUAUGUGCUGGACAGGCUGCUGUUUCGCAUCUACCUGCUGGCCGUGCUGGCUUACAGUAUCACCCUGGUCACGCUCUGGUCCAUUUGGCAUUAUUCCUGAGUGGGUACAGCCUGGCAGGGAGGGGAUGUGAGUCCUGCAUCCUGUUUCCAACACCAAUUCAUCUGAGCAACCCCAGUCCCCUUGUCCCCUAAACUUAGCGCUGAAGACCCAGUCAGACCCCCCGACUUCCCUAUCAUGGCUUUAAAGCAUGAUAUCCUAGAUCAAGAGGAACCAAGACCCCCUCUAACUUAUUAAGACAUCAAGCCCUGGUUCCUUUUCCAGUACUUCUGUGAUUAUGGCCCUUGGGAUGGCUCAUUUCCAGUUUUUUUCUUUUUGAUCAGAGGAAAGCAAAUUCUCUUGCCUAGGUGCCUGAGACAUCUGCGCCUGUUUUACCCAGGCCCCAGUGGCUUCUUCUUCAGCUCACUUGUGGGUACUUCCCUAGCGCUCAGCCUCAUCAACCAACGGGGGCCGGGGGUAAUAAAAUGCUAUGAUAUC
Messenger RNA from Rattus rattus (black rat), 2004 nucleotides. RefSeq names its product 5-hydroxytryptamine receptor 3A (gene Htr3a). The transcript has 9 exons. Gene Ontology annotation, biological process: nervous system process; regulation of membrane potential; signal transduction. Lineage: Eukaryota; Metazoa; Chordata; Mammalia; Rodentia; Muridae. Gene Ontology annotation, molecular function: transmembrane signaling receptor activity; extracellular ligand-gated monoatomic ion channel activity; neurotransmitter receptor activity. The coding region runs from base 118 to 1569 and encodes 483 amino acids. The record is from RefSeq and is a predicted model, not a curated record. Gene Ontology annotation, cellular component: synapse; neuron projection; postsynaptic membrane.